AUGAAACAACGUCUCCGCGAAAUCACAGACCCUUCCUCAUCCCCCUCCAUCACCAAGGAAGAAAACCCCUACCACCAUCUCCGCAUCACCGUCACAAGCGGUGGAUGCCAUGGAUUCCAAUACCUGAUGUCCCUGGAGGCCGCAUCCAAGAUCGACGCGGAGGAAGACACUGUUUUCGCAGCCGAGCCUGAGGAGGGAGAGGCAGAGGUAGCAGGUGCCGGAGAAGCUAAAGUAGUCAUGGAUGAGCCAUCGCUGGAGCUUCUUUCGGGCAGUACGGUGGACUAUACGAUGGAGUUGAUUGGAAGUCAGUUUAAGAUUGUGGACAACCCGCGCGCAACGAGUAACUGUGGGUGCGGGACUAGUUUUGAUGUUCAGGAUUAAAUGACCUAGCUAGAUAGGUCUAUUAUUCCUGGACCCAACCAACCUAACUGUAUAUGUGUAUCAUACUAGAAUAUGAGAUAGAGUAAUGCUAUACCCC
Molecule: messenger RNA, 478 nt
Organism: Aspergillus neoniger CBS 115656
Lineage: Eukaryota; Fungi; Ascomycota; Eurotiomycetes; Eurotiales; Aspergillaceae
Product: HesB/IscA family protein
Exons: 2
Coding region: 1-381 (126 amino acids)
Biological process (GO): iron-sulfur cluster assembly
Cellular component (GO): mitochondrion
Molecular function (GO): 2 iron, 2 sulfur cluster binding; 4 iron, 4 sulfur cluster binding; iron ion binding
Source: RefSeq, a predicted model, not a curated record